UAGAAAUCACUUAUGUUAACGAUCAUAAACACAUUUAUAAUGUUUGCUAAAUUACUUCUACUUGCAUUUGCUUGUUUCAUCGUUAAAGUGGGAACAUUAAAAUGCUACAUAUGCGUUUUUUCAUCAGCUGACAUCGACAAGUCAUGUCUAACCGUUACCAACUCCACGCAAAUUGUAGAAUGCACGUUAAAAUAUUGCACCAUAAUGAGGCAGGAACUUCAAGAUCCUGCCGGCGUUGUACACACCUUUAUUAGGGGAUGUGAAGACUCUCCAGCGUAUUUAAAUCAUUUAGUGACAGAUGCAACGUUUAAAAGUUACUAUCGUGCCUGUACCUACGAUCUCUGUAACUCUGGUAAUGGAAUACAACGUGUAACAGGUUCAAACUUAUUGCCGACCGGCGAACGCAACUAUACUAACUUGCUUGUACCGGGAACUGGCAGUCGCCAAUUAGACAAGAUUUUUGAUUACAGUCUGUAUAAUUAAUUUAGUAAUCAACGAUAUAUAUUACAACGACAUAGAUUAUAAAAUCGAAUUUAUGUUUAUAUAUAAAGAAACGCAGGAUAUUAUUUGCAUGGUAAAGCUGAAUCAUGCAUUCAGCCUGAAUGCAAGAUUGUUAACUUAGCAUGCAAGAAUAUUAUAACUAUUCGAUUCAGUUAAUAACUUCACAAAUUUUUAAUAUAAAAAAAUAUGUAGUUAUAUUAAAUUAGUCAUAAAAAUAAUUAUGCCAUAAAGCCUAUUUUAUUUCACUUUUCAAUUUUUAUAAGCUCAAAAUUCAGAGUUCUUAAUGAACUCAUAAAUUGGAUGUAAAUGUUUUGAUGUCUAAAUAAAUAUCUUUUUAUCUC
This is a messenger RNA of Melitaea cinxia (Glanville fritillary), 842 nucleotides long. RefSeq lists its product as uncharacterized. NCBI's taxonomy places the organism in Eukaryota, Metazoa, Arthropoda, Insecta, Lepidoptera, Nymphalidae. The record is from RefSeq and is a predicted model, not a curated record. The coding region runs from base 13 to 483 and encodes 156 amino acids. The transcript has 4 exons.